Pipra filicauda (Wire-tailed manakin) is the source of this 5390-nucleotide messenger RNA. RefSeq names its product cyclin dependent kinase 18 (gene CDK18). The transcript is spliced from 16 exons. Gene Ontology annotation, cellular component: nucleus; cytoplasm. Gene Ontology annotation, biological process: protein phosphorylation. The record is from RefSeq and is a predicted model, not a curated record. Gene Ontology annotation, molecular function: protein kinase activity; ATP binding. Bases 128 to 1549 code for a protein of 473 amino acids. NCBI's taxonomy places the organism in Eukaryota, Metazoa, Chordata, Aves, Passeriformes, Pipridae.
CUGCCCCGGCUCUGCCCCGGCUCUGCCCCGGCUCUGCCCCGGCCCCGCGGUGCCGGCGGCAGGAAGGAGGAAGGGACACGGCAGGAGGGAGAGCGACCUGCUCGGGCUCUGGCAGCACGAGGGAAAAAUGAACAAGAUGAAAAACUUCAAGAGGAGGUUUUCGCUCUCGGUUCCGCGGACGGAGACCAUCGAGGAGUCACUGACGGAGUUCACGGAGCAGUUCAACCAGCUCAACAACCAGAGGAAUGAAGACCUGGCUCAAGGGCACCUGCAGCUGGGACAGCUGGGCAGGGAAUUCCGGGCCGACAGCAGCCCCCUCUCGCCGUCGGAGGUGGAAGGGCAGUCCCCGGUGGCCGUCAGGUACCGCAGCAACAACCAGCGUCGCUUCUCCAUGGAGGACGUCAGCAAACGCCUCUCCCUGCCCAUGGACAUCCGCCUGCCCCCCGAGUUCCUGCAGAAGCUGCAGAUGGAGAGCCCGGAGUUCCCCAAGCCCCUGAGCAGGAUGUCCCGACGGGCUUCCCUCUCAGAUAUUGGGUUUGGGAAGCUGGAGACCUACGUUAAACUGGACAAACUGGGGGAGGGCACCUACGCCACCGUCUUCAAGGGACGCAGCAAACUGACAGAAAACCUCGUGGCCCUGAAGGAAAUCCGGCUGGAGCACGAGGAGGGGGCUCCUUGCACGGCCAUCCGGGAAGUGUCACUGCUGAAGAACCUGAAGCACGCCAACAUCGUGACCCUGCACGACAUCAUCCACACCGAGCGCUCCCUCACCCUCGUCUUCGAGUACCUGGACAACGACCUCAAGCAGUACCUGGAUAACUGUGGGAACCUGAUGAGUGUGCACAACGUGAAGAUCUUCAUGUUCCAGCUGCUGCGGGGUCUGGCUUAUUGCCACGGGAGGAAGAUCCUGCACCGAGACCUCAAACCCCAGAACCUGCUCAUCAACGAGAGGGGGGAGCUCAAACUGGCUGAUUUUGGGCUCGCCAGGGCCAAGUCAGUGCCCACAAAAACAUAUUCCAACGAGGUGGUCACGCUGUGGUACCGCCCCCCCGACGUCCUGCUGGGAUCCACGGAAUAUUCCACCCCCAUCGACAUGUGGGGCGUGGGGUGCAUCCACUACGAGAUGGUGACGGGGCGGCCCAUGUUCCCCGGCUCCACGGUGAAGGAGGAGCUGCACCUCAUCUUCAGGCUGCUGGGUACCCCCACAGAGGACACCUGGCCUGGGAUCACAUCCAACGAGGAGUUCAAGGCUUACAACUUCACCCAGUACCGAGCCCAGCCCUUGAUAAAUCACGCCCCCAGGCUGGACUCAGAAGGCAUUGACCUGCUGGCAAACCUCCUCCUGUACAGGGUCAAGAGCCGGAUCUCAGCAGAGGCAGCCCUGCAGCACCCCUACUUCAAGAGCCUGGGAGACAGGGUGCACCUCCUGCCUGACAAUGCCUCCAUUUUCUCCCUGAAGGAGAUCCAGCUUCAAAAGGACCCUGGCUACCGAGGCUCAGCCUUCCAGCAGUCAGCCCGAGGGAAGAACAGGAGGCAGAGUAUAUUUUAAACCUGGAUCUCAUGUUCCCCUUGUCACCAUGGAGAUGGAAGCACUGAGAAAGGAGACAGGCAGCGAGCUCCCACCCGACCCCCCGCAGGAUUCCCAGCCGGGGCAGGACAAUGCUGAAGUGCCCUUGGCCUCAGGAUGUCCCCGUGUGUCCCCAAACCCCCUGGAGCUGCUGCUGAUGGACCUGUGGCCUUGUUUUCCCCCUCCUGUUUCCGUGUUGUCCCCGUCAGACACGUGAGCUGCCACCCCCCCGAGCAGGGGCUCCACUGAGGAGCUGCAGGACCACGACCUUGUACAGCUGCACCCCGGGGGUGAGCUGGGCACCCUGGGGGUUCUGUGAAGCACGGGGUGGUGUCUCCCAAGUUGUGGUGUUUGGCCCAGGCAGGCGUUUCUGAACACGUACCUUUGCUCAGACAACCUGCUCUGCACCCCCAGUUUCUUGGGGGGGACACUUUGCAGCUGUGAGUCAUGGGCAUGACCCAGCCUGGCACUGGGAGGCUGCCCCUGGAGCACAGAAACCAGGGCAGCCCUCCCUUGUUUCCCUUGCUUCUGCCUGCAGAGCCCCUUUUUUUUUCUCUCCCCAUCUUUGGUCCCUGAGUCCUGACAAGGAUGGGGCAGCUGGAAGGGGAGGGCUCCCCAUCGCUUCUCCCUCCACAUCUCCCCCUCCUUGCCGUCAUCGUGGUCCCAAAUUCAGCCAGCUGGGAUGUCCUAAAUUCAGCCAGCUGGGAUGUCCUGAGCUGGGGGCAGGUACCUGUGCAGAGGAGGGGCCAGGUGAGCCCUGGCUCUGUGCUGUGCCCUCCAACCAGCCUUUCCCAGGCACCCACGGAGCAGCCCCUUCCUCAUCCCCCCACAGCCACGACCCUCUCUGACCCCACAAGGGGCAGGAUGGGGGUCCCAGGCAGUGUCUCAGGAGCACAUCUCCCCCCCCAUCCCAUCCCUGAGCCCCCACAGCACAAGGCAGAGCCCGAGUCCCAGGCAGCAGAGCGCUGCACACGCCCACCUCAGCGCGCUUCUCCCCGGAGGAAGGGAGAGAGGUGCCAAACCUCCCACAGCUCAGCUGUGGGCGCCAGAAAUAGAGCUGGAGAGAAGCAGACCGUCCCUCGAGCCUCCCUGCCUGCCCUCGGGGUGGGGAUUGUCCCAGCCCCGGCUCAGAGGGCUCUGGGGACAGAGGGGGGUGUGAGGUGUGAGCGUGCUGUGCCGGCUGGAGGCUGCCCUGGCUGUGUUUUCCCCUCCACACCCUUCAGGAAGAUGCCAAAUCCAUCCUGAGCGAAGGGGCCCUGCUGCACCUCUCCCCCACAGCCUGCAAACAGUCUGCAAGUGUGUGAGCAUGGCAAGAAGUCUCUCUACUGUACAUUAUUCCUGUCAUUUCCUUGGACGACUGGUCCCCUCACCCAGUGCUCCUGCAGCCCGUGGGUGUGACCAGGAGGAUCUGGACGUGGCCAGUGCUGUGAGUGCCACCUGGGACCGGCCUGGCAGGGUGUGCUGGUGCAUUGGGGUGCCCUGCUCAGGGGAUGGCAGCUCCCUGUGCUGCUGUUCCCCCACGGAGCAGGGAGUGAGGGCUGGUUUCUGCUUUGCUGUGCGUCAUUUCCUCUGUGAGCCUUGGAAAACACGCAGCAGGAGGAUAAAAGUGGGGACUCCAGAGGUCCCCAGAGCCCCUGGGACGGCUCCUCCCCGUGCCAGUGCUGGCUGCUCCCUGUGAGCUUCCCCAUCCCAGCAGAGCUGUUGAUUGGGGUCUGUCCUAGACAAGCAUCCAGACGUCUGCAUUGUUUGAGGUUUGCCCAUCCCUGCUCUGUUCCCUCUCGCUGUGUCCAGCUCCCAGCAGGCUGAAUAGCUCAUUAAUUGUUUCCAUUUGAUAGGGAAGAGCGUGAGCAGCCACCAGCCCCAGUGACGCAGUUCAGCCCCGUGUCGGGGCCGUGCCCUCCCGGCCCCACUCCCGGCUCCUGCUCCCGGGGAGCUCCGCCGAGGGAGGGCUUGGCUGGAGCCACUCGGGGCUCUCACUCUGCCCUCUUUCCUUUCACAAAGGAAUUUCCUCGGAUCUGUGGGGCAGACUUGCACUUCCCGAGGCUCCCAUCAGGAAUUAGCAGCUCAGGACGGCUCAGGGGGUGCAGCAGCACCUUCAGGUCCCUGGGGGAGAGGAGUGCUGCCGUGUGCAGGGGAACAGAGCCUGGAUCAGACCAGGGAAAGCAGGAAUCUCCUUCACCCAGCCUUGGGAAGCCCACUCAGGACACGUGUGAGCAGCUCUCGUGCAGUUUUCUUGCUUGGCGUUGCCAUCCCCGUGGGGCAUAACCUUCCUGGGGCAUUGGAUGCCCAGCUGAGCCAUCCCACAUUCCCACUGGGAGGAUGGAGACAGGACACACCGGAUCAGUGUGGCCUCAGCUCUCCCUCCAUCAGGCAGAUAUUCCUGCUGAAGGUCAAAGUCACCUACAGACACCACUGGAGGAAAGACUUAGCCAUGACCAUGGAGCCAGGGGGCAUUCCCAGGAUCAGACAAGGCAAAGACAAAGGGCCUGGUGGCUCCUGUUUAUUCUUUCCUAACCUUUGCCUUUCCUACAAAUCCUCCCCAGAGGAGACACUAUUAUUUAUUAGCCCCACUAACAGCCCCAAUCUGAGAUAACCCCUUUUGUUCCACUCAUUUAGUGGGUGUUUGAUUCCCACCGAGGAGGUGAUAGGGUGUGUAAAUAUUUGGUGCCCCACUGAGCAAGGUGAGCCUGGAGCCAAAUCCCUCUUCUCCAUGUCUGGGAUAGCAUUCCAGUCUCCAUGGGCUGGCUUUAUGAGGAGAGGGAUCUCUUGGAUACCCCCCUCUCUCCUCCCUGUGCCCUCUCCAGCAGCUCAGCCCUGGCAGGAAGAGCUUUCCCAGGUUUUGGAGCACCAGCCAGCUCCCAAGUUGGAUUUCUUAUUAAAAUUCUGGGAAUUUCUUGUGGCUCUCCAGCAUUUUUUUUCCCUUGUUUUAUGGAUUCUCCCAUCCAGUGCUUUGUGGAGCAGCUGCCACUCCUGGCAGAUGAGGAGUCCUGACAAAAGGAAAUUGUUGCUUUGUUCUUCCACACAUUUUUCUUGGAAUUUUUUCUUUUUUUUGGUUUCUUUUUACCAGUCCUGGUGAAAAACAGGAGUUUUGGCCGUGCCAUCAGGAAAGGCCGUGUUCUCCCAACUUUUCAGCUCACGGCUGGGUAAAGGAAUGUAAGUAAAGUGAUGUGCAAAGUGAGGUCUGUGUUUGGGACCACAGUAACACUUGGAGGCAGAGCUGGUUCAUCUCAUUUCAUCUCUCCCUUCCCACCUGCACACGCCUUUCCUGGCCCAACCCUUUGCCAGAUCUAUGUUAAGAUUUUAAACAACAAAACUACAUUGUAUCUUGGAGACUGAGGACAAAAUAAAUGCCUUUUUUUAUUUUUUUUUUCCCUCUCCCUUACACACGAGGCAAAAAAAAAAAAACAAAACCAACCUAAUUAAAGGGCAUUUUCCCAAGGUUCUCCAAUGUUUUCUUUGGGGUUUUUUCACCUGAUCUCACCUGCCAAAAGCUCUGGCUCUGCCUGGUGGUGCUGCUCCAGCUGUGCUGCACAUCUGCCCUGUCUCUGUGCGCUCCUGUAAAAGCUGAUUUUGGAUGUCCCUGAGCACCCCCUGUCUGGGCACAAACGCUCUGAAACCCAUUUUCGAGUUUCUCCUCCCUCCUCAGCAUCGAGCUUGUCCUGCAGCAGGAAAAAUGGAUGCAAGUGGCCAGGAUGCACAAACUGUGAACGUCCUCUGGUGUUGAUUCAUUUGCAGAAGACCAGUAAUAUAUUUAACGAGUGUUGUACGAGCGAAAGACGCGUUUUAAAAGAAACGGUUUUAAAGAUUUAUUCCGAAAGGAGCA